Molecule: messenger RNA, 993 nt
Organism: Perognathus longimembris pacificus (Pacific pocket mouse)
Lineage: Eukaryota; Metazoa; Chordata; Mammalia; Rodentia; Heteromyidae
Gene: C17H17orf107
Product: chromosome 17 C17orf107 homolog
Exons: 4
Coding region: 225-866 (213 amino acids)
Source: RefSeq, a predicted model, not a curated record
CGAAAAUCAGAUACCUGGGGAGUCCGGGGUGCAUGAUGUCACGGUACCCUCGCCUCUGACGUCACCCCACUGCUCAUGGCUACAAAGACGGUGAAAGCCUCUGACCUCACAAACGCACCUCUCCGCAAGGGGUGGUGGGUGACACGCCCCUUUUUGCGCCCCAUCGGCGGCCAGGCCCCGGGCAUCCGCUGGCCCUCCUGCCCCUCCUACCAUCUGUGGCAGCCAUGAAGGGCGCUCCCAGCAGCCUGGAGACACUGCUAUGGGUCUACCACUUCCACAGCUCCACCGAGGUGGCCCUCCAGUCCCCGCUCCUGUCUUCCCUGGAACUUGCAGUGGCCGCGGCUCACGAGUAUCUGGAGCAGAAGUUCAAACAGCUCAACUCGGCGGAGCCACGAGAGCCGCCGGAGAAGCCGGCCGCCCCGAAGCCCACCCUGAGGCUGGUGCUCCGAGAGGCAGCAGCCAGCAUUAUGAGCUUUGGUGCCACCUUAUUAGAGAUCUCAGCCCUAUGGCUGCAGCAGGAGGUGCGGCGCCUGGACGGCAGCAUCAGCUGCUCUAGUCUUGCCCCAGACGCCGGGAACCCCUCCGGAGCGCUGGCCCGCAUAGCCCAGGCUGCCGGGCAGGGGGCGAGGCAAGCCGGGGUCGCCGCGGGCGCGAGCGCCCGGCUCAUGGUGCAGGGCGCGUGGCUGUGCCUGUAUAGACGGAGUCUGCAGGGGUCCGCCACACUCCUGGAACAGUGGGGACGCCAGCUGGGCCUGGGAAUCCCCGGGGAAGCAACAUCCUCAGGAGACCUCCAGGUGUCGUCCAGCGGUGAGGAUGAGGAAGCAGAGAUUCCACCACCGUCCCAGUCCCACUCCGCAUCCAAAUAAAGCCCGACAGAGAACUUCCACCAAAGGCCCCACUCAAGUCUCUUGGGUCCAGGCCGAAUCUCUUACCCUGGCUGCCCUUGGAUACACCGCCCGCCAGCCUGGCCCCGACCUCCGCCCUGCCCCUGCC